UCCACAGGCCCAAAAACGUUCGUGAAAUAAGUUCUAUGGGCAUUUAUUUCGAUAAAUAUUUUUUUCUAAAUUUUGUAUUUGAGAAUUUUAAAACGAAAAGUUGCUGUAACAUAUAUAAAAGUUUUUGGGUCAGUCUUCUUUAUUUAUAAUUAUUGCACAAAGCAAACACAGGGAAAAAUUUAGCGAACACAAAACAAUUAUGGAAUUCUUUUUCGGACUGGUUGUUUUUCUGAGUUACAUGUAUUACACGGAUGCCCAUGGAAGAAUGAUAGAUCCACCCAUGAGAUCUUCAAUGUGGCGGGUUGGAUUUGAAACACCCAAAAAUUAUAACGACAAUGAACUGAAUUGUGGAGGAUUUGUGGAAAUGAUGGAAAAGGCAAAUGGUAAAUGUGGAAUAUGUGGUGACCCGUAUCUUGGACCUCGCGAAAAUGAAGCUGGCGGGAAAUACGCUCUUGGAAUAAUUACCAAGCAAUACAAAGUGGGUUCAGUAAUUAACGUCACCAUAGAACUAACGACAAAUCAUAGAGGUUAUUUCGAAUUUCGCCUCUGUCCACAGAAUGACCCCUACACCCCCAUCACCGAAGCCUGUUUAGAUAAACAUGUGUUAAAUAUAAUUGGAUAUGGAAAGCGAUUUAUGCUUUAUGACGAAAAAACGGUCAUGGUGGAUUUGCAGCUUAUGCUUCCCCCGCAUUUGAGGUGCUCACAAUGCGUGUUACAGUGGAAAUGGAGAGCAGCACAAAAUAGAGGGAUUGACAAACGUACAGGAAAAGAGUGCUUUGGAUGUGGACCUCAAGAAUAUUUCGUGAACUGUGCAGAUAUUGCCAUUGGAGAUAAGGCUAUUAACCGAAUUCCCAAACCAGCAGCAAAAAGAGCACAAGUUACCAUGAAACCAAAGGUACCUAAAUUGACGGUAACAAGGACCAAAAUCACGAAACAACAAAUUCCCAAAGUUGCUCAAACACCAUACACUGAUGUUGCACAACAGUAUCAACCGCAUCAAUAUAACGAAGCUGUUUUUAAUAAUGAAAAUUUUCAAGAAUCCCUUGCCGAUCGAGUGUUUUUAGAUCUCAUAGGCCAAAGCACAUUAUUCAUUGACCCAUCGCCGCAUUUUGAGGCGAUUAAUAACAGGCAACCAGCGCAAAACCAGUUCAAUGCACAGGCAUCUACAAAUCAGAACUUUGGACCUGCAUACAAUCCAUUUUUUAAUGAUUUUAUUGCUCCAAAUGAGCCUUCUCUGCUUGAUUUCAAUUCUGCUGGGAUUUCUAGGCAACCAGGGCCUUCAACUUCACACGCCGCUGCAGCUGGACAAUAUUACACAGCGCAGUCUGUUAUGGCUACCGCCGCCAUCUUGUCAACUCUAGCAGGUGGUGAGACCGGUGGUGAUAAUGCUUACAUAGAAUGUCCAGAAAGUGCACAACCGACCUGUAAAGGAAAUACUAUGUGGGGAGAAGGACGCUCAAAUGAUCGUUUUUGUUCAUCUAUCUGUCCACAAGGACAUUGUCCCAUGUCAAUGUGUAUGUGUACUUGUCCUGCAAGAAAACGUAUAUUUGUCAAAGGAAAUACGUCACCCUCUAACACAGGUCAAAGAUGCUUUGCAAUUGACGCGUGGGAUCAACACACAAAUAACUUAUGUGUAAGGAACUGUAAACCAAACCAAAUGGAUUUCUGUCCCUCCGACAUUUGCACGUGUGAGAUGUGGGGGAUUUAGCGACAGGCAGCACUGAUCGAUCAAACAUUACUUACAAAUGAUGAAAUAUGAAGUAAUUUAUCCGAAAGCCGUGAAGGUGAUGUAUAACAUGUCGGUUUUUACAGCGUUUGCAUUGCCUUUGUGCUUUCUAUAGAAGAAAUCCAUUCCAUGAAGAGAUCUAUUAAUAUAAUUAAAUAAUGACUGCUUUUAUAGGAGAAACAUCUGCAUGUACUAUAACCUCUAAAUAAUGUUCUGAAAAAGCCUUUGAUUUUUUUUAUCCGAUAACCCGGUUGAUACUUACAAGUCAACACUUUAAUGUAUUUAAGAAUGAUUAUUGAUAUUGAUUGUUUACUCUGUCUUACUUUUUUCAAAAUUAUUUAUUAUUGCCAGUUUGAAAAAGCAUAUGUCCUCAUAUAAAAUUCAAA
Molecule: messenger RNA, 2112 nt
Organism: Saccostrea echinata
Lineage: Eukaryota; Metazoa; Mollusca; Bivalvia; Ostreida; Ostreidae
Exons: 3
Coding region: 200-1708 (502 amino acids)
Source: RefSeq, a predicted model, not a curated record